CUGCGCGCUGCCAAGACACAAGUUGUGGCGGAAGUAGUCGGGUAGUUUGUAAGAUCUUGCUCACUGUACACGAACCCGGUUACAGGAAGGCAACACGGCCAAUGGGAUAUGGAGUGUCUUCCUGUAAGUCUUGAUGAUCUUGAGUGCAAGAAGGAGCCAGUCAUAGAGGACCCAGAACACAAUGUGUACACCAGGUUUAUGAAGUCCCAUCGGUGUUAUGACCUCGUACCUACCAGCUCCAAAUUGGUUGUGUUUGAUACAUCGCUUCAGGUCAAGAAGGCAUUUUUUGCACUUGUUUCCAAUGGGGUGAGAGCAGCACCACUGUGGGACAGUAAGAAGCAGUGCUUUGUUGGUAUGCUAACCAUCACCGAUUUUAUUAACAUCCUUCAUCGGUACUACAAGUCUCCAUUGGUUCAGAUAUAUGAGUUGGAAGAGCACAAAAUUGAAACAUGGAGAGAGGUGUACCUUCAAGACUCUUUCAAGCCCUUGGUUAGCAUAUCACCCAAUGCAAGUUUGUAUGAUGCAGUGUCGUCUCUGCUGAAGAACAAGAUCCACAGACUGCCUGUGAUUGACCCCCUGACAGGAAACACUCUCUAUAUUCUCACGCACAAAAGGAUUCUCAAGUUCCUGAAGCUUUUUAUAUCAGAGAUGCCCAAACCCUCGUUCUUGGGUCAAACUUUAGAAGAACUGAACAUAGGAACAUUCCGGAACAUCGCGGUGGUGCGUGCAGAUACACCACUGUACACGGCACUGGGUAUUUUUGUUGAGCAGCGAGUGUCAGCGCUCCCUGUUGUGGACGACAAAGGUCGAGUGGUGGACAUUUACUCAAAAUUUGAUGUCAUAAACCUGGCAGCAGAGAAGACGUACAACAACCUGGACGUGACUGUGACCAAAGCCUUGCAGCACCGCUCUCAGUACUUUGAAGGAGUACUGACCUGCAAUAGGCACGAGACCUUGGAGGCCAUCAUCAACAGACUGGUGGAGGCCGAGGUGCACAGGCUGGUGGUGGUAGAUGAGCAGGAAGUGGUGAAGGGAAUCGUCUCACUUUCAGAUAUCCUCCAGGCACUAGUGCUUACAGAUGGGGAUGAGGGCACCGCUUGAGGAACAAACAAGGAAAAGCUAUAAAGUGUUAAGUGGAGACCAGAGCAAAGGGAGAAAGAACAGGCAUGUGAGAGGGAAAUUAUGACAUUAUACUGAUCAUCAUCAUCAUCCAUCUCACUGUAAACAUUGCUAACAUAUAUACACAAUUUUCCCUCUCUGCAAAAAUAUGAAGUUCACUAAGUUUCAGCAACUCAGCAAUAAAUAUUGUAGUACAGGACAUAUCAGACCUCAAAUUCCACAUCACCCGAGUGAGCCAAAAAAGACAUAAAAGCACAAGAAACUUCUGAAGAGGAGCUGGUGCCGCUCAGGAUGACCAGCAUCAUUCCUCAUCUGUGGCUGCUGUACUGAUCAGCAAAGAGGACCAUCACGUAUGACUUAUGAAGGUAUUCCAUAUAAUAUAAAUGAAUUGUUAGAAAAAACAAAUGAUCAGUUACCAGCUAAAGGAAAACUGAUUGUAAAGCCUGUAUUGCCUUUUGUUGGCAGCAUUUCUUCUAUUUGGAUCAAGGCAGAUCUGGAUACAAAUCAUUCUAAGUGUAAUUUUAAACACUGCAUAACUUUCUCAGAUCAACGUUUUGUGUUUGUUGUUGUUCUGGCAUGUUAAGACAUUCGCCUCAGCCCUGUUCUUUAUUAACAUUAUACAAGAAGUGAGAUGUUAUCCAGCUCAAACGAUCUUAUUCCCCUUCCAGAUCGCUUGAUUCUUUAAAUUCAGAUGGAGUUUUUUUUGUUUUGUUUUGUUUUGUUUUGUUUUGUUUUGCUUGACCUUAAACAACUAAAAUUUGCACAUCCUUUGUGUGAAGCUUUUACAAAUGAUAUAGUUUACCAUUCAAACACUAGGCACACCUUGAAGACUGUCAAUAAUCUGCACCUCAGUUUGAUUUGAAAUGUAUUUAAUCAAUGUUAAAAUAAUCAGCCAUCAGUUAACAUGAUUUGACUAAUUUAACAGACUUUUAAUGCUCAUUUUUUGUUUCAAAUCCUCCUUCAACAUUCGGACUGGAUCAAUUUAAGGCCACCUCCAAUUAACCGUAAAAAUGGGUUUUAUGUUCAGUUAACACAGUUAGCGGCGUGGAAAGAAUUCAGUGGCUCAGGUUGUAAUCUGUUGUGUAGCCAGACAGCAAAGUAGCAAACCUGGAACCUAGCACUUCAGGCUCCCUAGACCAUCUCACUGCUUUAAGUCCAGAGCAGCAUCAGCACGUCUGCUGUUAGAUGACUGUUAAUUGUGCUGUGUUCUGCUUGAAUGCAUAACGCCAACAUAUUUAUGGGUUUUCUGUUAUGCCAGUUUGUUUAUUUUUAACGAAGUAUAAAGGAUUAUACAACUUACUUUAGAGACAUAUUCUUCUGCUUGUUUUGUGACCCACACUUUGUGGUUUUGGCAUUAUUAGCAGUAAAGGGAUUUGUUUAUUGCUUCAGUGCUACUCACAUUUUAUUUGGAAAAGUGAUCUUUCACUUGAGUACUAAUGGUCAAAUUACCAAUCUUUGAUAUUAUUCAUUUGCAACAAACCUGGUUUGUGAUUACUGUUGUUGUGUUAUGUUAAUGUCAGUAACAACAUGUUGUGCGUUCAUCAGUUUUCUUCUCGUCUUUAUCAAAAAUCUCUAAAUGCCAGCAUUUCCCUUCCAUUUCCUUCAGAGGAUAAGCAAAGGAACAUUUCACACUUCCUGUUUUGGUAUCCAUGAAAUGGAAUAUGUACAACUGUAUGUAAUUGCACAGAUUUUGUACUAAUCUGCAUCGAGAUUUAAUUUAAAGGAUGAGCAAUAAAGGUUCUUUGAGAGUU
Scomber japonicus (chub mackerel) is the source of this 2870-nucleotide messenger RNA. RefSeq names its product protein kinase, AMP-activated, gamma 1 non-catalytic subunit (gene prkag1). The transcript is spliced from 13 exons. Bases 109 to 1101 code for a protein of 330 amino acids. The record is from RefSeq and is a predicted model, not a curated record. Lineage: Eukaryota; Metazoa; Chordata; Actinopteri; Scombriformes; Scombridae.